Molecule: messenger RNA, 459 nt
Organism: Mucor mucedo
Lineage: Eukaryota; Fungi; Mucoromycota; Mucoromycetes; Mucorales; Mucoraceae
Exons: 2
Coding region: 1-459 (152 amino acids)
Source: RefSeq, a predicted model, not a curated record
AUGCUACCUACCCACAAUGCGCAACAUAAGAAUCACCAGGACCAAAUACCCCCUACACCAUGUUGGGGUGGUGCUUUUUACCCUGGCAGCAGAAUCAUAGCAACUGCACCUGGACGAGUAUUAGCUUUAAGUUUAACAUUCCGUGUAGAUGAGGUAACUGUCCAACAGGAUGCCAAUCUAUGGCUGCCUAUAGAAUGCAAUAUCUCUAGCGUAGACAUGCAUUCGGGCACUAAACUUCCUACUGUCAUCAGAUCCGGACCAAAAAUAACAACCCACACCAACUCCAAUGACCAAGAACGUAUCGACUGGCUUCAAACGGCUACGACCAUCCACCGUCUAGUAACACGCUCUAUAUUCACCAUCCACCAAGCAAACGGGUGUGGCACUAGUUUUAGUAAGAAGUUCUUGGAACAAAGGGCGACUAACCCCAGUCAGAUUGUUGUACUGAAAUCCGAAUGA